CAUAACUCAAUCUAGGAAGGCAUGAAAAUUUGAAAAUUUCUAACCAUUCAAUUGAUUCAAUCUAGGAAGGCACGAAAAUUUGAAAAUUUCUAACCAUUCAAUUGAUUCAAUCUAGGUAGGCAUGGAAAUUUUGAAAUUUUCUGAACAACGGUUUUGCGAGUCAGUUUCUUAGUUAAAGUUGAAAGAAGUGGUUGUGUAUUUGCAAUUUGGUAUUGCAAUAAAAAAAAAUGGAGGAUUCCGACAAUGGCGCAGUUCAGGAGUUGAUAAGUCCUCGUAUCAAAAAGAAAAUUACAAGAUCAACCAACAAGGACUUAGUUUUGACAAAGGAAUUGGAAGGGGAAAGGAAGCGAAAUGCAUCAUUACUUACUAAAUUAAAAAAAGCCAGAGCAGAUAACAAACGCUUGGAAAAAUCUAUACGCGAUGGGAGCGUUGUUCAAAUGCAUUCUACGAUGAGGGAAGACAAAGACGACAACCAGCAUAGUUCAGUUCUUAUAUCAUCCAUGAGCAAUUUAUCAUUUGCAUCCCUCAACGUUCCCGAGUGCAAGCCUGUAGACGGAGAAGAAGAAAUUGAUCGUAAAUCUUACGAUCAAUGGAGACACAUGUUAGAAGCCUCAAUGCACUUGGCAGGAGUAAUUGAUGAGAUAACAAAAAUGAACAUAUUUACGAUAAAAGCGGGUCCGAAACUGUUAGACGUUCUUGAAGGAACAGUUUCUCAUUUAGAAGAUCCAGAUAUUGAAAGAUUUCCAUACGCAAAUGCCAUUCAACGUUUGAACGCAUUUUUUGGAUCACGAGAUUACAUUUUCAUGCAGAGACAGAAAUUAAGAUCGUUAACUCAAAAUUCGACAGAAACAGACGUUAAAUAUCUCAAACGUGUUAUUGCCGUAGCCAAAUUGUGCGAUUUUAAAGAUGACAAUUUGGUGGAACAAGUAGCCGAUUCGAUUCAAUUGCAUGCGCGCAAUCGUAAAGUUCGAGAAACAGCUAGAAAAAUUCUACGUAAAGGUGGAUCCCUAGCGGAUCUUCUGGACAAGGUACGUGUUCAUGAAAUGGAACAAAUGAACGAAGAUUUGUUCGCAAGAAAUCACUCUCAAGCUUUGCAAUUGGCCGCAUCAAUAGUCGCAGCAGGUGGACAAAGAAAUCAGGGUGAUAAGAAUACUUGGUCUGGUCGUAGUUUUCCAAACAUGAAACCAAGAUUCAUGAAUAAUGGGAAACCUGCAAGAGGAGGAAGAGUUUUGAACCGCGGAAGCUUUGUCAGAAAUACAAUUCCACGCAUACCUUGUUGGAGAUGUUCGAGCCGGCAACAUCAGCCAUCCGAAUGUUAUGCUAUUGAUCAGAAUUGUCGAAAUUGUGGUAUUAAAGGGCAUUUUGAACGCGCAUGUCAUCAGAAGGAAUUUAAGGCGUCGUCAUCUGAACCAGUUAAGCGUCGUUACAGCACUGACGAGCAUGAAUUACUAACAAGGUCUAAAAAGAUUGCAACGGUUGAAACAGUGGAAAACAAUUUAACAGAUGAAUCAGUAAGUGUACCUUCUCCAUUACACACUGUAUAAUCGAAUGAACAGAGAUAUAUUAAUUUCAUACUACUCAU
Messenger RNA from Malaya genurostris, 1582 nucleotides. RefSeq lists its product as uncharacterized. The coding region runs from base 228 to 1544 and encodes 438 amino acids. The record is from RefSeq and is a predicted model, not a curated record. NCBI's taxonomy places the organism in Eukaryota, Metazoa, Arthropoda, Insecta, Diptera, Culicidae. Gene Ontology annotation, molecular function: zinc ion binding; nucleic acid binding. The transcript is spliced from 2 exons.